AUGAUUUACGGAGAGCAAAAUUAUUAUUUGCUUGAAUUAGAUGAAUUUGGUGAACAUUCACCCAGUGGUUCAGUAAUCGAAUGUGAAAUGCCAUCUGAGAAACAAGCUGAAUUUGGUGAACAUUCACCCAAUGGUUCAGUAAUCGAAUGUGAAAUGCCAUCUGAGGAACAAGCUGAAUUUGGUGAACAUUCACCCAGUGGUUCAGUAAUCGAAUGUGAAAUGCCAUCUGAGGAACAUCUGCAACACUGA
This is a messenger RNA of Dracunculus medinensis (Guinea worm), 249 nucleotides long. The record is from the annotation of a GenBank genome assembly. NCBI's taxonomy places the organism in Eukaryota, Metazoa, Nematoda, Chromadorea, Rhabditida, Dracunculidae.